GUGCGUGCUGGGCGCUUCAUUUUUAAAAAUAUUAUUUUGAUUUCGGUUCUACUCGAUGCUCUAUUGCGCCAUCUCUUUCUAGCGCCUUGUAUAAUUGUGAUUUGUGGUUAAUUUAAAUAAAUAAUCCUUAAAGUGAAUUGAAUCGCAGUGCAUCAUCGCCAAGUGAGUGACUGUUGUCAGAAAAAAUACACGGAAAAAUGGAUCCCAGUAAUUUACCCUUUGGUUUUCCUGGCCUGCCUGGCCAUGGGCACUUGCCUAUACCACCAACUGCCAACAUGCUGACGGGUGGACAUCCUGGACCCACAGCCAGUCCACCACAAAGUGUUCCCGGACGCAGAACUCCUCUGGGCUCUGUGGGAUUGGGUGGCUUCUAUGCCCAAGGCAUGGGCGGAAUUACCCAGCAGCAAUUACAGCAACAGCAGCCAACGGAUGAGAAUAAGCCAGGACCUAGCGGUAGCGGCGAUAAACCCUUGAGUCCCACAGCGGCGGCCAUAGCUGCCAUAAGUGGUGGCACCACCACUGUAGCACUAUCCAGUGGUAUUGGCUUGAGUGGCGCACCUGGAGGCAGUGGCUCGGGUGGUAAUGGUGGCAAGCAAAAGAAUCGGCAGGGUAAAACAGUCCGAUUAAAUAUCAAUGCCAGGGAGCGAAGGCGGAUGCAUGAUUUAAAUGAUGCCUUGGAUGAGCUUAGAAGUGUCAUACCCUAUGCCCAUUCACCCUCGGUGAGGAAACUAUCAAAAAUAGCCACCCUGUUGCUGGCCAAAAACUAUAUAUUGAUGCAGCAAAAUGCCCUGGAAGAAUUGAGAAGACUUUUGGCCUAUAUACAAAGCACCACGGGAGCUGCCCCCUUGGACUUGGGUGCAUUUCCGGCAGCUGCCAAACUGCAGGCUCUACUCCAAGGACCUCACAAUGAACCCCCAACUAGCAGUAACAACAGUUAAAUAUAUAUACAUUUCCAAAUUUAAUUAGCAAUCGAUGAGCAAUAUUAACUAAGUCAAUCGAAACCAAAAAACUGUAUACCGAAUUCAUGUAUUUGGUUAUCUAGUCAGGCAAUGAAAAAAAGAGUUGCCAGUUUUUUUGUAGGAGCAGCCCAGUGAGAAUCUGUUAAGUGAUAUUUAGUUCUUUUAUAAGCAAACUUUUUAAAUAAUAAUGUCAUACUAUUUAUAAGUGGCAUUUUAUCCAUUAAAACUAAAAUAAAGUAAUAGAAAAUGAUUUUGAAUUUCUUGAAAAACGCCAAAAU
Messenger RNA from Drosophila willistoni, 1237 nucleotides. It is a transcript of the gene Oli, whose product is annotated as class E basic helix-loop-helix protein 22. Bases 198 to 938 code for a protein of 246 amino acids. The transcript has 3 exons. The record is from RefSeq and is a predicted model, not a curated record. Gene Ontology annotation, molecular function: protein dimerization activity. Lineage: Eukaryota; Metazoa; Arthropoda; Insecta; Diptera; Drosophilidae.